ACAUCCCAACGGUUGAUGUACCACCCAGAGGUACCGGAACGCUAUUACCUACCGGCUAUUCGACCUAGGAUUCUUCGUCCAAAGGCACUGAGCGGGCGACCACAAAUAUAAAGAUGAACUACAAGAUAGCCGACCCAAACCAAUCCAUCAGCAACGGCACCUGCUUCUACGCACGAGGAAAGACUUCCAACUUGAGAUUCAUACCCUGCGGUAACGCGGUAUUUGGCAAUAUUCACUGCUGUCAGGCGGAGGACACCUGCCUCGAGGACAGCGCCUGCUACAAUGGCAGAUACGGCACGACUUACCUGGCGGGCUGUACCGACCCCGACUACGAGGACGAGAGCUGUCCCGACAAGACAUUGUGGGACGGUAUGACGGUAGCUACCACAAUGAGUUGUGCCCUGGCAAAAGCUGACAGGUGACAAACGCAACCUCCAGAGUAUCCAUGGGCUGGUCUGAUAUACUGCAGACCCAACCAAUGGUGGGUGCCUCGUGCGGUCGCCCCGUUCUCUCUCGAGGCUACAAGGACCAAAUGCUGACUUAAUAUACCAAAUCAAGGAUAGCAUGCGAACAGACGGAAAAGCCGUCAACGAUUACCACGGGCGAUGACUGCACCUGCGAUCCCAACAUCGAGUCGAGAACCGCCGCCUUCACAGACGGGUCGAUCAUCGGAUCAAUCGCGAUUCUCCCAACCGCAUCCGGGGGCUGGAUCGAGUGGCUUCCUGGUCACCUGCCGUCCGCCAUCCCGUCCUCCACGUCUUCUUCCACCGCCCAC
Molecule: messenger RNA, 775 nt
Organism: Thermothelomyces thermophilus ATCC 42464
Lineage: Eukaryota; Fungi; Ascomycota; Sordariomycetes; Sordariales; Chaetomiaceae
Exons: 1
Coding region: 114-422 (102 amino acids)
Source: RefSeq, a predicted model, not a curated record